ACAAAGGUGCCACUCAUGCAGGUGUGAAUCGCGGCGUUCUCUUCUCUGCUUCUGGUUGGCAUGGAGCGUCGAGAUCUGAUCUUGACAGCAGUAUUCGGUACAUUCGGCGCCCUCGGCGUCUUACUCGGCCUCGGUCUGGCUGCUUGGCUUUAUCUUCGGGCCAGAAGGUCCAAGGGGCGUGACGGCGAUCUAGAAGAUCAAAUGGAUAACGGCGAGGGUACUAGCUGCAGUCAGCCCCAGCAAACCAAGAAAAAUGGAUUUCUCAAUCUCAAAACCCCAUUGAUCAGCACCAAGGCGCUUGGGGCGCAGUUAGAAACGACUGGAAAUCCUGGUAGCAAAUCACCGGCCGGGGGAAGCGGCGGUACUGGCGGCGCCGGAGGUGGCAGUGGAGUCGGUGGGGGUGGUGAACCGCGCACUCCAACUGCUGGACCACAAAAUAAGCAGCUGGCGAACGUUAAAGGAGACCAUCCCUCGAAAGCAUUUUUACAGAGUAGAUCAAUCUCACUCGUGGAUAUGUACAUCGACAAUACCGAGCCCAGCGAAAACGUUGGACAAAUACACUUUAGUCUUGAAUAUGACUAUCAAAAUACAACGCUCAUCCUGCGCAUAAUACAGGGUAAAGAUCUACCAGCAAAGGACCUUUCAGGCACGUCCGAUCCGUACGUGAGGGUCACACUACUGCCCGACAAGAAGCAUCGUCUCGAGACUAAAAUCAAAAGGAGAACUCUGAAUCCAAGGUGGAAUGAGACCCUCUACUUCGAAGGAUUCCCAAUCCAAAAAUUACAGAGCCGAGUGCUGCAUCUCCACGUAUUCGACUACGAUCGAUUCUCGAGAGACGACUCCAUCGGAGAAAUGUUCCUACCCCUCUGUCAGGUCGAUCUCUCCGAGAAGCCGUCGUUCUGGAAGGCCCUUAAACCACCCGCGAAAGAUAAAUGUGGUGAACUACUGUGCUCACUCUGCUAUCAUCCGAGCAAUUCAGUUCUCACAUUGACCCUGCUAAAAGCCAGAAAUCUCAAGGCUAAAGACAUAAAUGGAAAAUCAGAUCCCUAUGUGAAGGUGUGGCUGCAGUUCGGUGACAAGAGGAUCGAGAAACGAAAGACACCGAUAUUCAAGUGCACCCUGAAUCCAGUGUUCAAUGAGGCAUUCUCAUUUAACGUACCCUGGGAAAAGAUCAGGGAGUGCUCGCUCGAUGUCAUGGUCAUGGAUUUCGAUAAUAUUGGACGCAACGAGCUCAUUGGUCGUAUACAGUUAGCAGGUAAAAAUGGAAGUGGUGCCAGUGAGACGAAGCACUGGCAGGACAUGAUCACAAAGCCAAGACAAACAAUUGUACAGUGGCAUCGUCUGAAGCCUGAGUAGGAGAGGCGAGGGAUCACGGGCAAGCGUUUUUCAAAUGUAACAACAACAACUUACAACUUCCCAACAGUAUCAGCGGCGUCUGUGGUUCGUGUAGUUCGUAGUGGCGUUGGUCAUUGUUCACCAGUCACACGUAAACGCAAGUGGAGGGAUGAUGAUGAUGCUACGAAACCAGAUAAAACGCCUGAAAAAUUGCCGGCCAUCAAGGCCGAGGGUAACUUGGUGGUGAGGCUCAUCAAGAAGAUAAAAAGGCGAAAGCGGGAGAUGAGGGAGGCGAAGAAGAGUGAGGAAAAUCCAUGAAACACCUCUGAAAAUUUUUUAACAUUGCAAAUGAAAAAUAAUUUUCUCCCCCUCUCCCUCCCACCCACCCUCGAGCGACGCAAAUGGCCGUCCGGUGUUUGUAAAUAGCGCACGCACACGAAUGAAAAAUGAGGAAAUUGGUGGAAAAAAAAAGUAUUUCGAGCGUGGAGUUUUUACAUGAAGGAUUACACGAGAAAAAAAUUCAAUUACACGUUGGUUACCCGACAGAGCGCCCCAAGCGUUUCCGAGGAGGAAAAUUAUCCGCGAUAUGUCUCUCGGAUACCCGUGAACCUUUAUAUAACUUCGACGGGAAUUUCAGACGCCCCAGAAUUGGCUGGAGUUGAAUGAGAAAAAUGGGAAGAAAGAAAAUCUUGCCCGCAGAUCCGUUUUCGAGAUAAGAAAAUUUUUCUAAUCGUAGGAUUUUUUCCCCUUAAAUAUGAGAAUUUUGUCGUUCAGUGAAACGAUAUAAAUUGAAUAGUGACGUAAUAUGUUGAUUUGCAUUGCGAGUGUAAAAAGAGUUAAGAAAUUUUUACGAUUUUAGAUGGGAGUCUUGCGGAAAUUCGAUUGGAGUUGAGUAACUGGUGAAUUUCUCGAAACUCUGCGCAUUAAUUUCGGUUUCUUCGAUUAUUUUCGUGUUCUCUUGCGCUUGAUUUCUCCUUUCGCAGUGAUGAAUGGCAGUUGCGUCAUUUGCAAAGUGACAUUCACCUGUCAUCGCAGCUUACUAGACUUAUUUUCCCCCUUUCGAAUGUUAAAUUUCUCUCGCGGGAUGGAAAAAACAUGAAGGACGUAAUCCUGAGUUCACAAAGUGUCAAUUUAAAACUUGACGCAACUCUGCGCUUCCUUCUCACCUAUUUUUUAUGGAAGUUGUCGCAGCCAAUGACUGUCUCGAAUAAAAUUGCGAAAUAAUCAAUACAGAGAUCUGUGAACAUGCAACUCCUCGCGUCUAGUGACUCUCCGUCACGAUCCGGCGUUUCUCGCAGCUCGGUCGCUCGUGUAACCGCAGAAAUAAAUCUCUCGAAGUAUCUACAACUAUUGCUGUGCACUCGAUUAAUUCAACUAUCAAUUGUCAGUCUCAAAAUACUAACAUCAAUCAGCAAUUAAUGACACUCAACGUACAAUUAUCCUGAGUUAACAGUUUCACUGGUGUGUGUCGAGACGAAACAUGAUGUCAAACUGGCUCGUAAGUGAAUCUUUUUGAUUAUUAAUAUAGCAAUCGAUAAAGGAAAGAAUAUUUUUGACGGAACUUUUGUAUUGAAACAAAAAAUAUAUAAAAAUGAAAAAAAAAAUACAAAAAAAGGAGAACGUGUGAGACACUUUUUGGGGGAAAUGAAUUUCAAAUAAAAUUGUGAUCGGUGUACCUUAUCCAUGCACUAAUGAAAAAAAUGAUUGAGGGAAGAGCGUGGAAAUAGUAUUAAUUAUAUUGUACUCAGUAGUCUGCUGUUGUUAACAAUAAAACGUAGUAACGUUUUGUCCCUUCCUGAAAAUUCCAAAAGUGAAAAUUACCACUCGAAAUUUGUGUCAACAUCAAUUUCAUCGUUUCAACGGCUAGUGAAGAGCCAUCGUAAAAAUGCCAGCUUAAUCCAAUUUAACAAAUCAACAAGUUAUUCUAUCGUUUACGCAGGCGUAGCUGAAACGUGUUGAAUUUUAAUUGAUCGUUGGCCGAUUUCGUAAGCUCACGAAAUAUUACGAAAUUGCGAUUGCAAUCAUGAUAGUUAAAUGCCCGGGGAUAAAUCCGAUAAAUUUUAAUGAGUAAUCCUUUGUUUAAGGAUAUCCAAGUUCUUUUUACAAUUUGGUAGGGAAAAAGAGUAAAAUUAAUUCUCAAUUUGGGGAAAAAUUAAUAUUUCCUGAACAUUCCCCGGAAAUAUAUAAUUGGAAUGGAUCAAACUUUCGAAAUUAUUUUUUUUAAGUCGUUAAUUCGUCAAUAAUAAUAAUCAAUAAUUUAUUCAUUGAGGGGAGA
Molecule: messenger RNA, 3610 nt
Organism: Diachasma alloeum
Lineage: Eukaryota; Metazoa; Arthropoda; Insecta; Hymenoptera; Braconidae
Gene: Syt7
Product: synaptotagmin-7
Exons: 10
Coding region: 61-1356 (431 amino acids)
Biological process (GO): calcium-ion regulated exocytosis; regulation of calcium ion-dependent exocytosis; regulation of dopamine secretion
Cellular component (GO): axon; membrane; synapse
Molecular function (GO): clathrin binding; calcium-dependent phospholipid binding; calcium ion binding
Source: RefSeq, a predicted model, not a curated record